Prunus armeniaca (apricot) is the source of this 213-nucleotide messenger RNA. Lineage: Eukaryota; Viridiplantae; Streptophyta; Magnoliopsida; Rosales; Rosaceae. The record is from the annotation of a GenBank genome assembly.
AUGGAACCCAAGCCUAUGUUACUUGCCACUGCAAGUUGUCAAGAAAACGUGGUGCAUGUAAAGGCUGGUCAUGUCGGUGACAUAAUAUUGCGUAUUGACAGGACCCGCCCCGAAUUUCCCAGAACCCGAGACGAACCCUGCGGAGACCCCGGCAUCACACCCAUGCCGGGUUCACUCCUUAAAACCAUGUCCUCUUUUACCAAAGAGGAUUAA